This is a messenger RNA of Thamnophis elegans (Western terrestrial garter snake), 2691 nucleotides long. RefSeq names its product IQ motif and ubiquitin domain containing (gene IQUB). Gene Ontology annotation, cellular component: motile cilium; acrosomal vesicle. The transcript has 12 exons. Lineage: Eukaryota; Metazoa; Chordata; Lepidosauria; Squamata; Natricidae. Gene Ontology annotation, molecular function: protein binding. Bases 1 to 2691 code for a protein of 896 amino acids. The record is from RefSeq and is a predicted model, not a curated record. Gene Ontology annotation, biological process: cilium assembly.
AUGAGGACAAUUAGUCAAUUGAGAUUGCAUACUGACAAUUUGCUUAAAUUUAAAAUAUCGUUUCCUGUACGUUUUGCUUUUUAUGUUAUUCCUUUCAGGCAAAUGGCUGAUUCAGAAAAAGAGGUAAUAGAUCUGGCUGAAACAGAUAUGGAAGAUACUUCUACAGAAAAACAAACAGAAGAAAUUACAGAUGUUGCAGAUUCUAACAAGGAGCAGACAGAUGGAACAAGUCUAACUUUACAGCAGGAAUACAACAUAGAUUCAAUAACACAAGAAUUGGAUAUUGCUGAGGAACCAAUUCAAGAGCAGGAUGCUGCUAUAGAACAAGUACAAGGUCCAGAUGCAUUUGAAAACCUGAACAUUAGUCAGGAACCAGUACAGGAUGCAGGUAUUGCUGAGGAGCAGUUGCAGAGGAUAGAUUAUGCAGAAGAUCAAACCACAGCCAAGGAACCAGACAGAGAGGAAGAGCUAGUUGGGGGUGUGGCUGUUGCUGAAGAAUUGGCAUUGGAGUUGGACACAGCAGAAACAGAAAUUGAUGCAAUCCCCUCAGAUAUUUCAGAAUUCCAAGAUUUUGAUUACAAAAUCAAACCAACCGUAAUUGAGACAGAUGCAGCAGCAUCUGAAAGUACAGGUGCCAGUGAAGGUGUUCCAGAAGGCAUAAACAUGACAAAUUUGGCAGCUCAGCUUUCAGAAAUUAUAAAAAAUGCUAUCGUAACAGUUAAAUUCAUGCUGCAUCCUGAUAUCCAGAUUUUCACGAAGUUUUUUAACAUUAAUCAGAAUGUGGAGCAAAUCAAGCAGUACUUUGCAAAGCGAUUAAAAAUACCACUGGAUAUUUUACAAAUUAGAUUGCUAGGGAGGUUAAUAGAAAAUUAUGAAACCCUCUGGAAUCUUGGUGUGCAACCUAAUGGGACAAUACAGUUCGAUAUGUACUCAUUAGACAAUGAAAACUUUCCACUCAAAGCAUACAAGCUUCUGCAAGAAUACUAUAUGCCUGAUGUUAUAACGGUUCGAGUUCAAACAGAGCCAGACACUUUUCAGGAUGUAUGUAUAGAAAUUAAAAGACCAUCAUUCGAAAAACCAUUCUUGGGUGGAUUUAGACAUAAAGAAACAGGAACAGAAUAUCAUAAUGCAGGAUCACAGACAGAUCCCAAAAAACGUCCAGACAAAGAAUAUGAAGAGUUCUGUAGGUCAACACAGACAGUGGUAGAAAGAAAAAAAUUACUAGAGACCACAAAUACAACUUCUACACAAAUGACAAAAAUUGGGGUUUAUGUGUCAAAUGUCACUGAUAAACUUAUAGAACCAAAGCCAUAUGUGACAGCUGAAGAGUAUCAUGCACGACGACUUAAGGCGACCAUUAUAAUCCAAACCUAUUAUCGACGAUGGCUAGCUAUUGAAUGGGUAAAAAAACUAAAAGAACAAUUGAGAUUGAGACUAGAAUGGGAAAGGCAAGAGGAACUAAGAAAACAGAGAGAGAGAGAAGCAAAAUUGUUAAGAGAGUAUAAUCGAAGAAUGUAUCCCAAAACAAAGGAUGAUUUUGAAUUACUUUAUCAUGCCUUAGAAUUAUGGAGAAAAGAGGAACUUGAGGGCAUCAACUGCACUUUCAGUGGAGCUGAACGGAAAGCAGCUCUCUGUGGACUUCUAGAAAAAGAGACCCAGCUGAUUGCUUGCAUUGGGAGACACAAAAUAAAUGCAGCAGAAGACAACCACGAAAAAGCAAUCCUGUCCUUUCUGGAAAAGUGUGCAGAACCAAGGAGAUGGAAAGCAUUUGAUGGCAGAACCACAGAAAUGGAUACACAAUUCACACUGCGGGCCAGGGAAUUACUUGGAAUCUAUCGCAGCAUUAGUAUGAAAGAUCUUCCCCAGGAUGAGCGGUUAGAUGUGCUGUUAACUCUGAAACAUACGGUGAAGGAACAUGAAUGUAAACUCACACAAGAAAUAGUGGAAUUAAUUGAUAGAGAAGCAGACCUCAUGAUGAGGGCAGUGAAAGAAUGUAAUUUACAAGGACUUCGACAAAGAAUCUGUACAUUAUUUCUUCAGUAUAUUAAAACACCACUUUUUAAUCCAGAGGUUGCACGACUUCUCAAGGUACCAGCUGAUCCAAUGAAGCUUUAUCACAACAUCUAUUUUUGCCUGGAUUGCAAAAAAUAUCUACCUUCUACCAGUUUUGCUAUAUCGGUUAGUUCUUGUACCAUCGGCCGGUGUCGUCAGUGCUGCAAGCUGGAUAAUGAGGCUCGUAAGAGGGAAGCCUUUUUGAAGUACAAGCGGAUGCUUCGAAAUCUCAGAGAGUCUGAAAUGAAGUACAACGAUGGUGCUAAGAUUGCCUUUAUACUUCAGCUGCAAGAUUUACACUACAUGGUUGAACAUUUCUGGGAUUCUCAGUCAGCUCUUAGUGCUUGGGAUGAUCUGUAUGAUUUGGUCAUGGUUAGGUGGAAUAAGUGGCAAGAAUGGUCUCCCUGGAACACGAUUCUCCUCAAAGACGAUGAAGCUGAAGCUCAUCUUAAACUAAGUGAUCUUGAGAAGGCUUAUGAAAAGGUGUUCAUUCACAGAGUAAGGCACAAACAAAUGCUUGCAAGGAACUAUUUUUCUCAGUUCCCAGAGCUGGCAGCUACUCUUCAUAAAAGUGACAAGCAAACUAAUACAGAAGAACUUUCAGUAAUGAAGUCUGUAACAACUGCUUCAUCAAAGUAA